AUGUUGAUCGUUAUCUUUUUUUCUUUUUUUUUGGUUGUUGUUAUUGUUGUUGUUGAAAAGUUACUCUUGGUAACAUUAUGUCUACAAAUCAUCCCAUAUGAAUGUCAAAUUAAUGUUGUUACUAAAGAAGUUGGUAACAGUGCUUUGUCCAAUGAAUCAACAAACACCUCAUCAAUUUCUAAUCCCGUGAAAUCAGUUUCACUUCAUUUUUGUCGUUCAGCAAGAGGGAUUAAUCAGUCUGAUCCGAACUCUGUACCUAAGAACACAAGUGAUGUUGGAUGUAAUAUUCCAAUUGCACACUUAACUCCAAAAGGUCAUGAGCUUAAGUCUAUAUCCAUUAAUUUUGACGCUAAAUGUUUACCGAAACCAAAUCCAUUAUUGCAAGGUGAAAAUGUCAUCAAAGUUGUCGGACAUUCACUACAAUCAAAUGUAAUCAAUAUGAGAAAUGAUACAAAAUAUCAUUCAGCAAACAUUACACAUACAAAAUAUGAUCAACCUGUCAAUAUACAAGCAGGUUCACAAUUCGAUUUCCCUGUGGAAGUAAAUCCUAAAUCAGUUUUAGACCUCUAUUCUGAUAUGAAAAAGAAGCGACUUGCAAAACGAAUCGUAAAAAGAAAAAAAAUAAGAUAUGGAGAAAGUGAGAACAAUGAUAACAUGAAUGUGAGAAUGAUUACACGACGUAUUAGACGUGUUUUGGGAAAAAUACAUUCAGAUAAAGCAUCUCCAGCAGAAGCUGAUAAUAAAAGGACUGUAGUGAAAAUAAAACGAAAAGACAUUACGACAGUUGACAAUGAUGAUACAUUAAAAGAUUGGAAAAGUUUAAUUCGUAGAAAGAAAGAUGAUAUGAAACGUGUAUUGAUAAAACGGGUUAAAGCGAAAAAGCGAGAUGUUAAUGAACAUAUUGAAUCUUCAAAAUCUAAAGAGAGAUUUAUUGUACAAAAAAUUAGACGUCAUGUACAGAAAGAAGCAGAAGCAGCAAAGAAUCGUAUUCUUAUUAAUGAUGAAGUGGUUGAAACAACAUGGGUUGUUAAAUUGGGUGAUAAAAAUAUAACUGAUAAAGAUCUACUCAAUUAUCUUAACAAUCAAACAAAAGAUGAAGAUUUAUUUGAGCGUAAGAAUGGAAGUAAAAAUUCAGAUGAAAGCUCAAUUGAAACGGAAACUUCCUGGUUUACAAUGGGUAGAAAAAAUAAUCUAACAGAGAAAGAUAUUAUGAAGUUCUUUGAUGAUCAACUAGACUUAGACGACCUGUUAAAAACAGUUUUACCAACUGGAAAAGAAAAAACACCUCCACGUGAAGUGAUCUCAAGGAAAGUUUGGAUCUCAGAUAAUCUUGACAAAGAAUUAAAAGAAUGGAAUUUUGACCAAAUUGUACAAGAUACAUUUAAGGAUAUAUUAAAACAAAAACCAAAUAAUACCAAGAAUAUCAAGAAUAAUAAUAGUAAUAAUAAUGGAUACAAUAAAACUGAUAUUAUUACAGAAAAUCAUAUAGAAUAUGAAGAUUAUUAG
Molecule: messenger RNA, 1506 nt
Organism: Schistosoma haematobium
Lineage: Eukaryota; Metazoa; Platyhelminthes; Trematoda; Strigeidida; Schistosomatidae
Exons: 12
Coding region: 1-1506 (501 amino acids)
Source: RefSeq, a predicted model, not a curated record